CAGUAAGCCGUUUGUGAACCGCUGUAAAAAGAAAAAGAAGAAGGAGGCGAGGCUUGAUAUACGAGCUGUUUCUCUCGUUUUUUUUGUUUUGUGUGUAACGUCACGCGUUCCCCUCAAUAAUUCUUCUUAUCGAACCUACGUAAGUCUCGACCGAGUACGUCAGUCACUGCUUUAGUGUCCUCAAACAUCAUACCUUCAGUCUUGGUGUCUCGGUUCACGUCGAAGGCUUUUAGGACUCGCUAGUCCGGUUUAGCUUAGCUCGCUAGCCGCCAACAAAGAGACACGUUCGUGCAGUCAGGUCCUCGCAAAGUAUCGCCCAACACAGAACAAGUGUGAACGCGUACGAAAAUGUGUGCAAAACCAACAGCAAGGUACGCGGAGGAGUUGAGUGGAAUAAAAGAGGAGAAGAAACCUCAACCGCUGGACGCUGUUUGCAAGCAGCCUCGUGACGUCAGUGAAAAAUACCUUCGUUCAUGGCAGAAGGAGCCAGAUUCCCUCCACAUAAAAACAGAGAAGGAAGAGCACUCGAUCGUUAAAGAGGAAGCAAAGGAGCCCCAUCAGAUUAAAAAGGAGCCAGAAACCCAUCUUCUGAAACAGGAAGUAGAGGAUGAUCUCACCAACUCAGCGUCAUACUUUGUCCCUCUGAAGAGUGAAGACGAAGCCAAGAGUCAGUGUGAGGAGAAGGGAGGGGUGGCGCCUCCAAGCAGCAGCUCAAGUCAACCCACAGCAACAGAAGGUGAUGGGGAGCAAGAUGGAAGAUCCCAGGCAGAUGGUGACAAUAGAACCUCACAAUCUCCUGACGUAGAUGAUGGCCAUGGUGAGGAUGAUUAUUAUGAUGAUGAUGAUGAUGAUGAUGAGGAGGACUAUAACUAUGAAGAUGAUGGUGAUGAGGACUAUAACUAUGAAGAUGAUAAUGAUGAGGACUAUAACUCUGAAGAUGAUAGUGAUGAACAGUCUGAAGAUGAUAUGGCACGUGAGAAUGAAGGCUGGAAAUGUAGUCAAUGUGGGUUAACAGGUCGGUUCAAGUGGGGUUUGAAAGUUCAUAUGAGACGACAUACUGGAGAGAAACCUUACAUGUGCUCAGUUUGUGGCAAAAGCUUCUUUCUCAAGUCAGGUUUUACAACACACACAAGAAAACAUACUGGAGAGAAACCUUUUGUCUGUUUAAUUUGUGGCAAAAGCUUCUAUGAUAAGUCCAGUUUAAGAUCACAUGCAAGAAUACACACUGGAGAGAAACCUUUUGUGUGUUCAAUUUGUGGCAAAAGCUACUCUGCAAAGUCAAGUUUGAUAAUGCACACAAGGUCACACACCGGAGAGAAGCCGUAUAACUGCUCAAUUUGUAGCAAAAGCUUCUCUAACAAGACACAUUUAACAUCACACAGAAGAACACACACAGGAGAGAAACCUUUUGCUUGCUCACUUUGCGGCAUAAGAUUCUCUCAUAAAACACAUUUUCUAAGACACAAAAAAUCACACACAGGAGAAAAACCCUAUCCUUGUUUAGUUUGUGGUAAAAGAUUCACUCAGAAGGGAAACUUAAAAAUACACACAAGAAUACACACUGGUGAGAAACCUUUUACAUGCUCACUUUGUGGCGAAAGUUUCACUGUAAAGUCAAGUUUAAUAUCUCACACAAGAACACACACUAAAGAGAAACCUUUUGUGUGCUCAAUUUGUGGUCUAAGAUUCUCUCAAAAGGGUCAGUUAAGAAAACAUGAAAAGACACAUUGAGGAAAAAGCUGUCGUGUCCGUGCUGAAAAUUUUAACGGAAUGGUUUUAAGAGAUAGAAGAAGAGAUGGUGUUUUCGUGGAUGUGGGAGGAAACCAGAGUGCCUGGAGAAAACCCACGCAAGCACACGUGCAAACGCCACACAGGCGGGGUCGGGAUUUGAACCCCAGUCCUCAGAACUGUGAGGCCAACGCUUUCCAGCUGAGGCACCGUGCCACCCCAAGAAUAAAAUUGGAACAGCAGGAGACAGUCGUGUACCAACCAACAGCCAGGUACGCGGAGGAGUUGAGUGGAAUCAAAGAGGAGACGGAACAUCAACCGCUGGACGCUGUUUGCAACCAGCCUCGUGGUGAGUUGCACGCAGCAGACAUCAGUGAAAAAUACCUUCAUCCUUGGCAGAAGGAGCUAGAUACCCUCCACAUAAAAACGGAGAAGGAAGAGCACUCGAUCGUUAAAGAGGAAGCAAAGGAGCCCCAGCAGAUUAAAAAGGAGCCAGAAACUCAUCUUCUGAAACAGGAAGGAGAGGAUGAUCUCACCAAGUCACCGUCAUACUUUGUCCCUCUGAAGAGUGAAGACGAAGAUAAGGAUCAGUGUGAGGAGAAGGGAGGAGCGGAGCCUCCAAGCAGCAGCUCAGGUCAGCCCACAGUAACAGAAGGUGAUGGAGAACAAGAUGGCGGCUCCCAGGCAGAUGGUUACAAUAGAACCUCACAAUCUCCUGACGAAGAUGUUGAGGACUAUAACUUUAAAGAUGAUGGUGAUGAGGACUAUAACUUUAAAGAUGAUGGUGAUGAGGACUAUAACUAUGAAGAUGAUAAUGAUGAGGACUAUAACUCUGAAGAUGAUAGUGAUGAACAGUCUGAAGAUGAUAUGGCACGUGAGAACGAAGGCUGGAAAUGUUGUCAAUGUGGAAAAACGGGUAGAUUCAAGGCGCAUUUGAAAGUUCAUAUGAGACGACAUACUGGAGAGAAACCUUACAUCUGCUCAAUUUGUGGCAAAAGCUUCUAUCGGAAGUCAAUUUUAACAACACAUACAAGACGACAUACUGGAGAGAAACCUUUUUUCUGUUCAAUUUGUGGCAAAAGCUACUCUACAAGGCCAAGUUUUAUAAUGCACACAAGGACACACACUGGAGAGAAGCCGUAUAACUGCUCAAUUUGUAGCAAAAGCUUCGCUAGCAAGUCAUAUUUAACAUUGCACACAAGAACACACACUGGACAGAAACCUUUUGCUUGCUCUCUUUGCGGUAUAAGUUUCUCUCGAAAGACAGUUUUGGGAAGACACAAAAAAUCACACACUGGAGAAAAACCUUAUCCUUGUUCAGUUUGUGGUAAAAGAUUCUCUCAGAAAGGAAACUUAAAAAUACACACGAGAAUACACACUGGUGAGAAACCUUUUACAUGCUCACUUUGUGGCGAAAGUUUUACUGUAAAGUCAAGUUUAAUAUCUCACACAAGAACACACACCAAAGAGAAACCUUUUGUCUGCUCAGUUUGUGGUCUAAGAUUCUCUCAAAAGGGUCAGCUAGGAAAACAUGAAAAGACACACUGAGGAAAAAGCUGUUGUGUCCGUGCUAAAUAUUUUAACAGAAUUGGUUUUAUUUGGGAUGCCGGGGAGAUUAGUAAUUGUUUGUACCCUUGUCAAAGGGUACGUGAAGUUACGUGUUAGCCAAAGACCUUUGUUGGAAGCAUUGUAAAUAUAGUUAUCAUACAUUUGCUGCAAUAAAGAAAUGCUUUGUUAUCGA
Messenger RNA from Syngnathoides biaculeatus (alligator pipefish), 3469 nucleotides. Its product is annotated as zinc finger protein 271-like. Gene Ontology annotation, molecular function: DNA-binding transcription factor activity, RNA polymerase II-specific; RNA polymerase II cis-regulatory region sequence-specific DNA binding. The record is from RefSeq and is a predicted model, not a curated record. Gene Ontology annotation, biological process: regulation of transcription by RNA polymerase II. Gene Ontology annotation, cellular component: nucleus. Lineage: Eukaryota; Metazoa; Chordata; Actinopteri; Syngnathiformes; Syngnathidae. The transcript has 5 exons.